Molecule: messenger RNA, 5217 nt
Organism: Gigantopelta aegis
Lineage: Eukaryota; Metazoa; Mollusca; Gastropoda; Neomphalida; Peltospiridae
Product: exocyst complex component 1-like
Exons: 26
Coding region: 548-3256 (902 amino acids)
Biological process (GO): exocytosis; Golgi to plasma membrane transport
Cellular component (GO): exocyst; plasma membrane
Molecular function (GO): phosphatidylinositol-4,5-bisphosphate binding
Source: RefSeq, a predicted model, not a curated record
ACGGCACCGGAAGGACUUUCCUUUGGCACUGUCACUAACCCUAACUCUAUUUAUGAUAAGACUAAGUAUUUAUAAUGUUCUUUAUACGUGACGGUGCCAAAUGAAAGUCCUACCAAGCGAAAACGGAACCAAAUUGGACAAAACGGAACCUGCGUUGGCUAAAAUGGCACCGAAAUUUAUGACUAAAAUGGAACCUACGAUGGCUAAAACGGCACCAUAAUUGAAUUUUAUUUGAAGAAUAGUAAAUAAGACAAAAAACCCCAACAAAACAACUUAACUCAAAUAAAAAGUUGUUUAUUAAAAGAAAAACUAAAUGUUUUUGUGUCACUUCUGAUAGUUGCACAAACAAUCUUCAGGUCAGGUAAAUUUAUUUACGUGCUUCCAUAAGAUAACUGUUCAAGCACGCUCCCAUUGGGAGCCACCUCUGACAAGAUCCAGACGCCAAUAUUGCUGAGGAGAGCUCUUCUGAACUUUUAUUUUUCUCAAUAAAAUAAGUCAAAACAAAGAGACCGCCGGAAGUUGGAAGAAAACGUGAGCUGUUGACUAGAUGGCAACUAUCAAACACCUGCUUCAACAAGAGGUAUUCCUUCGAGACGAUGAACGACUUGUUGGGGUAAUCAGCGUCUCAAAACCAUCCAAGAAGAAAAAGACCAGCUACCUGUGUGCCGUUUUAAACACCACUGAGACUCCUAUUAGAGUUUGUGUGUAUGUAGUCAAAAAAGCUGACCGUGGGGAUGCGUACAAGAAACAGUUGUCAUGGUUACUGAAAGAACUGAGAGUGGUCGAUGGAAAGAAUUCAGAUAAGGAAAUGCCAGAGUUCGAUCUUCACUUUGAGAAGGUGUACAAAUGGGUGGCGAGUUGCCCCAAGGACAGAGACAGUUUUAUCUCAUGUUUAUGGCGGCUGAGUCGGCGGUAUCUGAUUCAAAAGCCAGAUUUUGUUAACAUAUCGGAGGAUCUUCUUAUCGACAUCACCCAGCCUCAGGACCCGAGUGAGGUGUCCAAGUCUGUUGAUGACUUGUCAAUCGAGGAAGACUAUCAAGCGCUGACUAGUAAAGAGGAGACGGACCUGGAACUGUUGAUGUCAGAAUGUGCCGUGGCCAUCAGUAACGCUGAGGCAUUCGCCGAACAGUUGGGCAAGCAAUUGUCUGUCCUUGAUGGAGCCAACAUUCACUCUAUAAUGGGUUCGGAGGACCAGGUGUUGAACUUGAUGCGACUCUUGGACGAUGGUAUUAAUGAAGCGGAGAGGAUUGAGAGGAAGCUGGACUCGUACGACAACAUUUUAGUUAACGUCAAGGAGCAGAUGGAGGUGAUGAAGGAAAAGGACCGACUGAUGAGGAUCCGGAACACAAACCACCAAUGUCUGCUGGAGGAACUCAACAGCUUGGUGUCCCAGCUUGACUUGGAUAUGAAACACAUCAGUGCACUUUGUGAUGGAGACUUGGCAAGCCCGGGGGCAAUCUACGAAUGUACAGCCGCAGCCCAGGCAUUACACAAGUGUAUGAAUGCAAAAAUUCAUGCAGGCCUGCUGAGAAUGGGGGCUGUUGAAGAGCAGCACAAAAGAUUCAACAAGUUGGCAGCAAAUUUCUCCAAACGACUGGCCCACCAUCUAAAUAACCUGUUUAUUCAUCAGGGUAAUGAGAUUGAGGAAACGUGGAAUCACAUGUCGAGUGAGCUGAGUAUGCCGAAUCACGACGUAAUGCACAGGGAACUCGUCGUGUAUGCUGAUCUCAUGCACUGGCUAAAGGACACUGAUAGCAGCAUAUUUAACAGUCUGUGUGCAGUGUAUCAUGAGAAUCUCUGUAAGCUGUACACUAAGGAAAUUUCAGAAUUUCUUGAAAAUGCUAAACAAAAAAUGAUUGCAAAGCCUGACAAAUCAGGAAAACAUUCAGCAACAUUAACACCCAAGUUGUCUGGUUCGGCCACCAGUCUGGGUAAACUGAGUGAUCUACAUUUACGUGGUCGGUCGUCUUCCGUACAGAGCAUGGAGUCAGCUAAUUUUCUCAAUAUACUAAGUGUUCACUUAGAUACCAAGGGACUCUUUGAUCAGAUUUUGGAGACUGUUUUGGGUGAAAUGGAGCGAGUGUGUAUAGCUGAACAAGAUUUCUGUGUCAGGUUUUUCCACCUGGUCGAGAAGGCGGCAAUAGUUGAGAGUAAGGAUGAAGAUGAGGAUCAGGAGGUGUGGACCCUGAGGACGCCACCCAAACUGAGGAGGAAAUCGUCCAUCAUUCUAGAUGACUACUUUGUGGAGAAUUUGGGACAAGGCUUGAUGCAGAAAAGAUCCACUUCUCAUCUGAGGCAAAUAAAUGAUACUGUUAGGGUGAUGAUGGCCGAACUUUUCCCAACACUGGACACAGAACUUAAUGGAUUUCUAGCCUUUGCUGACAAACAGGAUAGCAUGUACUCCAUGUUCAUGCUGGUGCGGAUGAGUCAACACGUGAUCAACACGCAGGACAUGGGCUCCUUCCUCAGCCUCAUCUUUGGCAACUGUCUCAUCAAAGUGAAGAGGAACUUCGAUAAUCACAUUCUAGCUCACAUCAAAGGGAUUGAAGAAGCCAAAAUUUCUAAGAAGACUCGGUGUGGCAUUAUUAUCUUUGUACACAACUUCGAGGAUUUUGCUAAUUUUGCUGAAACCAUUUUCAAGGGCUCAGACCGACACACCGAUCUUGAUAAAGCCUAUGCAAAACUGGUGAAUGUCAUAUUUGAACAGAUAGAACGAGUUGCCAAUGAGCACGUGAAAACUCCCCCAGCGGUCAUCAUGAUGGAAAACUACCACAGAAUGUUUUCUAUUCUGUCGCAGCUGAAAAUUGCUAGUCUUGAGUCAGAGAAGAAGAAGGCCAAACAACUGUAUACAGAAAACCUUCAUCAGUACACCACUAACCUACUGGGCAGACCCCUGGAAAAACUCCAUAUAUUUUUUGAAGGGGUUGAGGCUCAGAUGGCGAAGGGGGUCAAGGCUGAGGAAGUGGGUUUCCAGCUGGCAUUCAGCAAACAGGAGCUGAGGAAAGUCAUCAAGGAAUACACGCCCAAAGAAAUUAAGAAGAUCUUUGAGCACAUGUACAAGAAGGUUGAGAAACAGCUGUGUGAAGAGGAGAACCUGCUCCAGGUUGUGUGGCACGACAUGCAGGAUGAGUUCACCAAACAGUACAACUACUACAAUGACCGUAUCACCAAGUGUUACCCAGACUCCCAGAUAUCCCUGGAGUUCACCAUACAUGAUGUACUGCACUUCUUCUCUGACAUAGCGCAGUCUCACUAAUCAUGUUCUCCAGACUCCCAGAUAAUCCCUGGAGUUCACCAUACACGACGUACUGCACUUCUUCUCCGACAUAGCACAGUCUCACUAACCAUGUUACCCAGACAUCCCUGGGGUUCACCAUACACGAUGUACUGCACUUCUUCUCUGAUAUAGUGCAGUCUCACUAACCUUGUUCCCCAGACUCAGAGAUAUCCCUGGAAUUCAUCAUACACGAUGUACUGCACUUCUUCUCUGACAUAGCGCAGUCUCACUAACCAUGUUCCCCAGAUAUCCCUGGAAUUCAUCAUACACGAUGUACUGCACUUCUUCUCUGACAUAGCGCAGUCUCACUAAUCAUGUUCUCCAGACUCCCAGAUAUCCCUGAAGUUCACCAUACACGACGUACUGCACUUCUUCUCCGACAUAGCGCAGUCUCACUAACCAUGUUACCCAGACAUCCCUGGGGUUCACCAUACACGAUGUACUGCACUUCUUCUCUGACAUAGUGCAGUCUCACUAACCAUGUUACCCAGACAUCCCUGGGGUUCACCAUACACGAUGUACUGCACUUCUUCUCUGACAUAGUGCAGUCUCACUAACCUUGUUCCCCAGACUCUGAGAUAUCCCUGGAAUUCAUCAUACACGAUGUACUGCACUUCUUCUCUGACAUAGCGCAGUCUCACUAACCAUGUUCCCCAGACUCGGAGAUAUCCCUGGAAUUCAUCAUACACGACAUACUACACUUCUCCGACAUAGUGCAGUCUCACUAACCUUGUUCCCCAGACUCUGAGAUAUCCCUGGAAUUCAUCAUACAUGAUGUACUGCACUUCUUCUCUGACAUAGCGCAGUCUCACUAACCAUGUUCCCCAGACUCAGAGAUAUCCCUGGAAUUCAUCAUACACGAUGUACUGCACUUCUUCUCUGACAUAGCGCAGUCUCACUAACCAUGUUCCCCAGACUCGGAGAUAUCCCUGGAAUUCAACAUACACGAUGUACUGCACUUCUUCUCUGACAUAGCGCAGUCUCACUAACCAUGUUCCCCAGACUCGGAGAUAUCCCUGGAAUUCAUCAUACACGAUGUACUGCACUUCUUCUCUGACAUAGCGCAGUCUCACUAACCUUGUUCCCCAGACUCAGAGAUGUCCCUGGAAUUCAUCAUACACGACAUACUACACUUCUCCGACAUAGUGCAGUCUCACUAACCUUGUUCCCCAGACUCAAGAGAUAUCCCUGGAAUUCAUCAUACACGACAUACUACACUUCUUCUCAGUGCAGUCUCACUAACCUUGUUACUGGAGUAUAAAUGCGUCUGUUGCAUAUCAGGGUGUCCUAAAGUAUGCCCAGGGAAAACAAAUAAUGUAUUUUCAAAGUAGAAAAGAAAAAGCAGAAACAAGUUUAAAAUUCACCUGAAUUGGGCUUCUACCAAGUAACUCUGGUUUUUAUUUUAAUUAAAGCUAGAUAUAUGGAAUGCUUGUUGGAAACAAGGAUUAAAUGAACUUGUUUUAAGAGUGCUGAAUAACCAAUACUAACUGCAAGUUUUUUCUUUCUAAUUCCAUCUUCCAAUUUUCAAGGAAGACGUAAUAACUAGGAUUGAAAGACAUGGGACUGGUGUAGCUGGGGAGGGUGUGCCCUCAAUCAAACCUUUUCCACGCCACAACCCAUGUUAAAAUGGGAAUUAAUUAACAGACGCGUAGUUCUAACACCUUGCAGACAUGAUAAUAACAUUGAUUCAAUGAUAUGCACGAUUCUGAUGUUGAUCUGUGUACAGCUGUCAAGUGUUGAUAUUUAUAAUGUGCUAUUUGUGUAAAUAAUUUAUGUAAUUUUAUUGUGUAUGUUUAUUGAUAGCAACUUUUAAAGCAGUUUUGUUUCAAUAUAAAGUGUAAAAAAAAUUUGUUCUGGACACAAAGAAAAUUUCAACAAAAGAAUAAAUAAUAAUAAUUGUAUUGUAUCAAAAUAUUUAUCAAAUAAAUUUUAUAACAAUC